CCUGAUUGGUCCAUUGCACGAUGAGCUCCGCCUUCUCUCAGUCGCUCUUCGACCGUUUCGCUGGGUCGCCCCCUGCUGGACGGGAGGACCGGAGCAGGACUCAGCACUCAGAGUCUCUGUCCGCCUCCGUCCCCUUCCUGUUCUACCCCCCUGCUGUGGACCCCGCUGCCCUCAGCCUGUACAAGGGGCCCCUGAGGGGCCCCUCCGGCAUCCUGCCCUACCUGUCCCCCUUCCACCACCAUGGGCACUUCAGCGUCUAUGAGUGUCCGUUCGAGCCUGCGUUCAUCCAGAAGCGUAACGAGCGAGAGCGGCAGCGCGUCAAAUGCGUGAAUCAGGGCUACGCCAAGCUGCGGGACCACCUGCCGGGCCACAGCGCCGACAAGAGGCUCAGCAAGGUGGAGACGCUGCGCGCCGCCAUCAGGUACAUCAAGUACCUGCAGAGGCUGGUGGACAUGGAAGAAGACGGGCGUGAAGGGGCGGAGCCAAGCAGUGGGACGCCUUUUGGCCCGGACAAGGGCGGAGAGAUGCAGGCAUGUUGAAUGGCCGGUUCACCUGGACGACCAAUCAGAGCGCAGACCACAGAGGGAGGACGUCAGCGACGCUAGAUUGUAAACCUCCAGAGGACAGAUCCUAAAUGGACAGCGCCACCUGCAGUUUGUUCCUGAAAGUCUGAUGGGGAAUCAGGGAGGGUCAAACCAGCUCUUUACGGACAUUUCCAGCCACCGUAGAGCAGCAGAUACUUCAAUAUUUGCAAAACCUUUUCACGUGUGGAUCCAACAACUUGGCACAGAUGUUGCUAAGGAUCAGCUUUUUGUAAAAAAAAAACAAAACACGGACAAAUUUAAGAUGGCGGACUUUUUUCAAGAUGGUUGCCAUGAAAAAUAACUUUUGUACUGAAAUUGCCAAUUAAAUUAACAUGUUUGGUGUUAGAUCUCAACAUCAUACGUAUUUUCUUGAAUUUAUGUUUGCUUUUUCAAAAUGGCUGCCAUAAUUUUAAUAGAGAAUAUAGGUUUGCACUUAAAUUGGCAAAAAAGUAAUAGCUAGUG
Messenger RNA from Poeciliopsis prolifica (blackstripe livebearer), 1046 nucleotides. RefSeq names its product achaete-scute homolog 5-like. Gene Ontology annotation, molecular function: DNA-binding transcription factor activity, RNA polymerase II-specific; RNA polymerase II transcription regulatory region sequence-specific DNA binding; protein dimerization activity. The record is from RefSeq and is a predicted model, not a curated record. Lineage: Eukaryota; Metazoa; Chordata; Actinopteri; Cyprinodontiformes; Poeciliidae. Bases 21 to 539 code for a protein of 172 amino acids. The transcript has a single exon. Gene Ontology annotation, biological process: developmental process; regulation of transcription by RNA polymerase II.